AUGAUUAUCUUCACCUGCCACCUCCAGCGUGUCGUCGACGCACUACCAUCAGGUGGGCAAAUACCAAAGACAGACAACUCCAUCAUCUACGUCGUCAGCGGCAAUGUACAUACUUCAACCCUUCCUCCGCCUUCUCAAGGAAUCUACGACAUCUCCUAUGCCAUCCGUGCUGCACAUCAUUUUCUCUCAACACCUUUCAAGAGCAAUACCCACGAAGGCACAGAUGCUCCAGAAGAAGUGCUCAAGGGCGGUGCAUUCUACCGCGAGUGUGCAGCUGUUAACUUGCGAAUACGGAGUCCUGCAACAGCUGACGCUACCGAUACGCAGGUGCCGGACGAUGGAGAAUUGGAGGGCGUGCAUCUUGGUCAGGCGGUGUGGGAGGGGCGUUGAAGGUGCGUUGAAGGUGCGUUGAAGGAGUGGGAGAAAGUGACCCUGCAAGGCAGUGAGAAGGCUGGGUGUGAGGAUGGACUGUCGGUUGAUACCCCGAGCAGUGACUUAGAGAUGUAGGACACGGACUUGUGUAUAUUGGAUUAGGGGGUAUAUUAUCUUGCUUGGAUACCAUCGCUCUAUCUCCAUUUCUAUGGAAUAUCCUGCAUUCAGGAAUAUCAACCACUGCUUCAGAAUCACCCAUAACCACGGCUCAUAUCAUCGAAUGUGUACAGCAUAAUACCUCGUGAGUUAUACUCCGUGUUUCGUGGAGUGAUAUAUGAUGAUUAAUG
Messenger RNA from Suillus subalutaceus, 719 nucleotides. RefSeq lists its product as uncharacterized. Bases 1 to 390 code for a protein of 129 amino acids. The record is from RefSeq and is a predicted model, not a curated record. The transcript has 3 exons. NCBI's taxonomy places the organism in Eukaryota, Fungi, Basidiomycota, Agaricomycetes, Boletales, Suillaceae.